Molecule: messenger RNA, 1923 nt
Organism: Populus trichocarpa (black cottonwood)
Lineage: Eukaryota; Viridiplantae; Streptophyta; Magnoliopsida; Malpighiales; Salicaceae
Exons: 2
Coding region: 391-1761 (456 amino acids)
Source: RefSeq, a predicted model, not a curated record
AAACAGAAGAGGUAGACUGCAUCCAUUCGGCCUAGUACUCUUCCUUGUAGUUUGUGUUUGUUUUAGACAUUUUCCUACUAGUUCAUCAGAAGUCGAGGAGGGAGUACCAGAGUCAAGAUCCAGAUACUAUCUCAUACAUCCACCUUGUAAAAACUCUAUUUCCUACCUCCUAAUUUACGUUAAGAAUAAAAUCCCAGCUUGAUCCAUGAAUCCAUUCCAAAAUUUCUUCAGCUAAACCCAAAGUCUUGACGAGUAAUAAUUGUUGAGGUAGGAUUUAUCAUCUUGGCGUCGACAAGGUAUAGAACAACUACUUCAUCUUCUGUGUCCUGUCUUCGACAACUCUGGUGAAAGGAAUGGAAAUAUUAGUUCAUUAUUUGUCCGCAGGCAAAGAUGGACUCUAAUCUUCCUAAAGAAAUCUUAUUUGGAGAAAUAAAGCUCACUGCAGUGAGCAAUGGAAACUACAAGUACUGUAGCCAACAAGAAGAUGUAUUAUCAGAAAAAGAAGAAAUUAUACUUGAUAACCUUUUUUUCGCGCACGAAAGAAGGUUACGAAAAGUGUUUGCUAAUGCUCUGGCCGCUUGUCAGCAACACUAUAAAGAUUUAUUAUCUGAAAAGCAAGAUGUACUCCGCAGAGUAAAACUUGCUUUAGAGGAUCUAGUUCCAGUAAUCGGUAGAUUACCGGAUGAAGAUCAAUUUAGAAAUAUAUUCUCGAGUUAUAUGCAGUUGCAGGAUAUUGAAGAUCUGUAUAUCCUUCGCAAAGGAAAUACAGAAGAAGACACAAGUCAUGCAAUGGAAAUCACCUAUGCCAAAACAGGAUGGUGUAUGCCAAAUUUGAAAACUUAUUUGCCUGCAUAUACCAUGUUACAACAAGAAGCCAUCAAAAGGAAUCUGAAGUACCUUGAAGAAGCCUCUGAAGAAGUCUAUCGAUUGAUCAUCCAAAAACUUCAUUCAGAAUCAAAAGGAUUCAAGAGUCUAAAGCAACAUUUAGAAAUGGCAACCAUCAAUACCCAUGUCACUCCAACAAUGCUCAGUUCAGAUUCAGGAUUAAUUAGUCUCGUCGUUGCAAGACUUGGAAGUCCAGAAACAUUAGUCAGUGGAUUCUUUGAGAAUGGGUUACUACAGAAACUUGAAGUUGACACUACAAGUUACAGAGAAGCCACUUUACUUCCAGGAUGUGUUCAACAAUCUCUGGUGGCCUAUGUCACAGAAGUUCGGAGGCUCAAGAAGAUCGUUCCACAAAAAAUCUUCUUGAGAUUCUACAGCACAGGGCCAGAUUGGGAAAAUGAUGGAGUUAGUUACUUCCCCAGUUAUCAUCUAAUUCUUAUGGAUUAUGAUGAGGAACUUCAGGCGAAGCCUAUCCAUUCAAUAAAGCGGGAAUGGCAAGAAGCCUGGAUGGAAGAAAAAGAGGUGCAGAAGAGAAAGGCAUUAUCCAUGAAAAUUAUAGUCGAGACUUUGCGCUAUAUUUUUCGUGAUACUUGUCCUUACCUGAAGAUUUAUGCAAUAUCUUCAAGAAUCUUGAUGCUGGGAAAACGUAUUUAUGGAAACAAUAGGUAUGGGUGGUAUCAGGCUCGGCAACGAGAACUUUUUGACAGAAUCAAUAACUGGUGCAAUGGAGAAUUUGAAGCUAGUGCUUUUUGUAAAGGACAUUAUUGCUCCUUGAUGCAGGGAUGCUUUCACAAAUGCACCAUCUGUCAGUCACCAGAAACCGACAACAUGUCAGAAGACCAUGCGCUUGAUGAGGAAGCUUUGCGCAAUUUAUAGCCUGACUGAAGCUGAGAUUGUUUUCCUUGUAGUCAGUGUUUGUUUCAAUGAUCUUUCAAGUUUCUUUAAAUGUCGAAGAGGGAGUCUAGUGUCUAAGCUCUAUCUUGUAAAUAAAGGUUUUCCACCUCAUGUCAUGAAUAAAACUCCAGUUUGAUCCAUAAA